This is a messenger RNA of Penicillium cinerascens, 1506 nucleotides long. RefSeq names its product histone deacetylase HOS2 (gene hosA). The transcript has a single exon. The record is from RefSeq and is a predicted model, not a curated record. Gene Ontology annotation, molecular function: histone deacetylase activity. NCBI's taxonomy places the organism in Eukaryota, Fungi, Ascomycota, Eurotiomycetes, Eurotiales, Aspergillaceae. Bases 1 to 1506 code for a protein of 501 amino acids.
AUGGUCCUCAGGACUGGCACCCCCGUCGUCCAAGAAUAUGCGCCUCCGCCAACCCUAAGCACCGACCAGAAGGUCACCCGCGAGCGCCAAAUCUACCGAAUCCCUCGCCCUCAAGGCUAUCGCGUCUCAUGGCACGCCAACCCGGCCGUCGAGGGCCACCAUUUCGGACAAUCACACCCGAUGAAGCCCUGGCGCCUCACCCUGACCAAGCAGCUGGUCAUGGCUUACGGCAUGCACAACGCCAUGGACCUGUACUUGGCGCGGGCGGCUACAUAUGAAGAAAUGGCCGAGUUCCACGAAACGGACUACCUCGACUUCCUGCGGCAGGUGAUGCCCGGUGAUAUAGAGCGCGCGGAGCAGAGUGACAAAGUGGUGCGGUUCAAUUUCGGUGACGACUGUCCCAUCUUCGACGGGCUGUACAACUACUGCUCGCUGUACGCGGGUGGCACGGUCGACGCUGCGCGCAAGCUCUGCAACGAUCAAUCCGAGAUUGCGAUCAACUGGUCUGGGGGUUUGCACCACGCGAAAAAGGCCGAGGCCAGCGGGUUCUGCUAUGUUAACGAUAUCGUCCUGGGCGUUCUCCAGCUGCUACGCCACCACCCGCGGGUCAUGUACAUUGAUAUCGAUGUGCACCACGGCGAUGGUGUCGAACAGGCGUUCUGGUCCACCGACCGUGUGUUGACGGUCUCCUUCCACAAAUACGACAAAGACAACUUCUUCCCCGGCACCGGCGCCUCCGAUGACACCGGCCCCACGCAUCCUCUCAAUCCGGGCGCCCACCACUCCAUCAACGUCCCGCUCAACGACGGCAUCGACGAUAACUCCUACAUCAGCCUGUACGAGGAAGUCAUCGGGGCAUGUGUCAACACCUACCGUCCCGGCGCCAUCGUCCUCCAAUGCGGCGCAGACAGUCUAGGCUGUGACCGACUCGGCUGCUUCAAUCUCAACGUCAGCGCCCACGGCGCCUGCGUCGCCUUCACCAAGAAAUUCAACCUACCCCUCCUCGUCGUCGGUGGCGGUGGCUACACCCCGCGCAACGUAUCCCGCGCCUGGGCGCACGAAACCUCCAUCCUUGUCGACGCGGACAAAAUCAUCGAUCCUCAGAUUCCGCAAUCCGUCGCCUUCCGCAACCACUUCGGGCCUGACUACUCGCUCUUCCCAUCCUUAUCACUGAUCCGUCAAAUCGAAAAUAAGAACUCCCGCCCCUACCUCGAGGGUCUCGUUGAGGCGGUCCACGAACAACUCCGCUACAUCAAGGGUGCCCCGAGCGUGCAGAUGAGCUUUAUUCCUCCGGAUAUCCUGGGUCUGCGCGAGGAAACCGAGAAAGAAAUCGAAGAGGAGACCGCCAUGAUGGAGGAAGAGCGCGAGGAACGCGAGGGUGGUGGCUUCGCUGCUGCCAUGAACGACACUUCUAGUGUCCCCGGUUCGGCGGGUGGUAUCCAGCGGACAAACCGUCGACGUGAACUCGAAAGAGGAGCUGGAUAUAAGGGAGAGCUAUACUCAUGA